This is a messenger RNA of Propithecus coquereli (Coquerel's sifaka), 3855 nucleotides long. RefSeq names its product GRB10 interacting GYF protein 1 (gene GIGYF1). The transcript has 24 exons. The record is from RefSeq and is a predicted model, not a curated record. Gene Ontology annotation, biological process: insulin-like growth factor receptor signaling pathway. Gene Ontology annotation, molecular function: protein binding. The coding region runs from base 458 to 3739 and encodes 1093 amino acids. NCBI's taxonomy places the organism in Eukaryota, Metazoa, Chordata, Mammalia, Primates, Indriidae.
GAGUUGAUGGGAGCUGCAGGGGCACGCCGGACCAGCCUUCUUCCCAGCCAGUGACGGACGCCCUCGCAGCUCCUGGACAUUGCCCGCCCUUCGUCCUCUGCCUGGUACCACCAGGGAUGAGCCUCUUCACAAGAGUCUCCUCCGUAGUCCCUUAGAGGAACUGGUUGCCGCUGCCACCACCUCCUCUUCUGUCAGCCUCAGUGACUCCUACCUUAUUUUUACUCUAUGGAUCUUUCCCAGAUGUAAAGGUCUCUCCUGGGCACUACUGAGGCCGGACCGUUAACCCAGUGGCUUGGGGACCCUAGUUCACUCCAGCACCGGCCCCUGCCUGAAGAGAGCCUGCCCCUCUCCCUACAGCUUUCCAGGGCCAAGGCUGCCAGGUGUUUGGCGCGUGAACGCCGGUCCUCCCUGCUCUGCCUGUUCCCUCCGACCUCGAGGAAGCACACACAGCUCCACAAUGGCAGCAGAGACGCUCAACUUUGGGCCUGAGUGGCUCAGAGCCCUUUCCAGCGGUGGCAGUGUGGCCUCCCCACCCCCCUCCCCUGCCAUGCCCAAAUACAAGCUGGCUGACUACCGCUAUGGGCGCGAGGAGAUGCUGGCUCUCUAUGUCAAGGAGAACAAGGUCCCUGAAGAGCUACAGGACAAGGAGUUUGCUGCGGUGCUGCAGGAAGAGCCGCUGCAGCCCCUGGCCCUGGAGCCCCUGACUGAGGAGGAGCAGAGAAACUUCUCCCUGUCAGUGAACAGUGUGGCUGUGCUGAGGCUGAUGGGGAAAGGGGCUGGCCCCCCCCCGGCUGGCACCUCCCGUGGCAGGGGCAGCACGCGGAGCCGAGGCCGAGGCCGUGGCGACAGUUGCUUUUACCAAAGAAGCAUCGAAGAAGGUGAUGGGGCCUUUGGACGGAACCCCCGGGAGAUCCAGCGCAGCCAGAGCUGGGAUGACAGAGGCGAAAGGCGGUUUGACAAGUCGGCAAGAAGGGAUGGAGCACGAUCCGGGUUUGAGGAGGGAGGGGCUGGCCCAAGGAAGGAGCACGCCCGCUCAGAUAGUGAGAACUGGCGUUCUCUGCGGGAGGAACAAGAGGAAGAAGAGGAGGGCAGCUGGAGACUCGGGGCAGGACCCCGGCGAGAAGGAGACCGCUGGCGCUCAGCCAGCCCUGAUGGCGGCCCCCGCUCUGCUGGCUGGCGGGAACAUGGGGACCGGCGUCGCAAGUUUGAAUUUGAUUUGCGAGGGGAUCGAGGAGGGUGUGGUGAAGAAGAUGGGCGGGGUGGGGGAGGCAGCUCUCACCUCCGGAGGUGCCGAGGGCCUGACGGCUUUGAUGAUGACAAGGAUGGACUCCCAGAAUGGUGCCUAGACGAUGAGGAUGAAGAAAUGGGCACCUUCGAUGCCUCUGGGGCCUUCUUGCCUCUCAAGAAGGGUCCCAAGGAACCCAUUCCUGAGGAGCAGGAGCUCGAUUUCCAGGGUCUAGAGGAGGAAGAGGAGGAGCCUCCCGAAGGGGUGGAUGAGGAGCGGCCUGAGGCAGGUGGGAAGGAGCUGACCCCACUGCCUCCUCAGGAGGAGAAGUCCAGCUCUCCGUCCCCACUGCCCACCUUGGGUCCACUCUGGGGGACAAAUGGGGAUGGUGACGAAACUGUGGAGAAAGAGCUCCCAGCAGCUGAAGGAGACGAUAUGAGGGGAAUCCAGCUGAGUCCUGGGGUGGGCUCCGCCACUGGCCCACCUGGUGACCUGGAAGAUGAUGAAGGCUUGAAGCAUCUGCAGCAGGAGGCGGAGAAGCUGGUGGCCUCCCUGCAGGACAGUUCUCUGGAGGAGGAGCAGUUCACGGCUGCCAUGCAGACCCAGGGCCUGCGCCACUCUGCUGCUGCCACUGCCCUCCCCCUCAGCCAUGGCGCUGCCCGGAAGUGGUUCUACAAGGACCCGCAGGGGGAGAUCCAAGGCCCCUUCACAACACAGGAGAUGGCCGAGUGGUUCCAGGCUGGCUAUUUCUCUAUGUCGCUCCUUGUGAAGCGGGGCUGUGACGAGGGCUUCCAGCCUUUGGGUGAGGUGAUCAAGAUGUGGGGUCGUGUGCCCUUUGCCCCAGGGCCCUCACCACCCCCACUGCUGGGAAACAUGGACCAGGAGCGGUUGAAGAAGCAACAGGAGCUGGCAGCAGCAGCCUUGUACCAGCAGCUGCAGCACCAGCAGUUUCUUCAGCUGGUCAGCAGCCGCCAGCUCCCGCAGUGUGCACUCCGGGAAAAGGCAGCUAUGGGGGACCUGUCGCCGUCGCAGCAGCAGCAGCUCACAGCGUUUCUGCAGCAGCUCCAGGCUCUCAAACCCCCCAGAGGUGGGGACCAGAACCUGCUCCCGACGAUGAGCCGGUCCUUGUCGGUGCCAGAUUCAGGCCCCCUCUGGGACGUACAUACCUCAGCCUCAUCACAGUCAGGUGGUGAGGCCAGUCUUUGGGACAUACCAAUUAACUCUUCGACUCAGGGUCCAAUUCUAGAACAACUCCAGCUGCAACAUAAAUUCCAGGAACGCAGAGAAGUGGAGCUCAGGGUGAAGCGGGAGGAGGAGGAGCGGAAGCGCCGGGAGGAGAAGCGCCGCCAGCAGCAGCAGGAGGAGCAGAAGCGGCGACAGGAGGAAGAGGAACUGUUUCGGCGCAAGCAGGUGCGGCAGCAGGAACUGCUGUUGAAGCUGCUGCAGCAGCAGCAGGCGGCCGCUGUCCCUGUGCCCCCUGCACCCAGCUCCCCGCCCCCGCUCUGGGCUGGCCUGGCCAAGCAGGGCCUCUCCAUGAAGACGCUGCUCGAGCUCCAGCUGGAGGGUGAGCGGCAGCUGCACAAGCAGCCCCCGACUCGGGAGCCAGCGCGGGCUCAGGCCCCCAACCACCGCGUGCAGCUUGGGGGCCUGGGCACUGCCCCCCUGAACCAGUGGGUAUCUGAGGCAGGGCCGCUGUGGGGCGGGCCCGACAAGAGUGGGGGCAGCAGCAGCAGCAGCCUGGGGCUCUGGGAGGACACCCCCAAGAGCAGCGGGAGCCUGGUCCGUGGCCUUGGCCUGAAGAAUAGCCGGAGCAGCCCAUCUCUCAGGUGGGUGCAGGGCCCGGAGGCUCCAGGGCGGCUGGGGGUGGAAGGAGGUGGAACACCCGAGCUGGCCUCUAAGUCAUUCGCCCCCCUCAGCGACUCUUACAGCCACCUAGCAGGUCGGCCUGUUCGCAAAAAGACCGAGGAAGAAGAGAAGCUGCUGAAGCUGCUGCAGGGCAUCCCCCGGCCCCAGGACGGCUUCACCCAGUGGUGCGAGCAGAUGCUGCACACGCUGAGCACCACGGGCAGCCUGGACGUGCCCAUGGCUGUAGCCAUCCUCAAGGAGGUGGAAUCUCCCUAUGAUGUCCAUGAUUAUAUCCGUUCCUGCCUGGGGGACACGCUGGAAGCCAAAGAAUUUGCCAAACAAUUCCUGGAGCGGAGGGCCAAGCAGAAAGCCAGCCAGCAAAGGCAGCAGCAGCAGGGUACUCCCUGCAUGGAUCUUCUGGUGAGAUCGAGAGCGUGGAUGACUACUGACCAGCCCGUCCCCAGCCCCUGGGCUGUAGGCCAGGGGCGGCAGCAGUGGCGUGGACCCUCGGGUCCCCAGCCUGCAGGCUCCCCACAGGGAGCCAAGGAGGAAGCAGGGGCAGCAGCCCCAGCACUUGUUACAAACCACACGAUGCACCUUAACUCACCCACCACGAGGCACUUUACAGAUUGGGGGGAAGGGGUUGUGUUUUUUUGUUUUGUUUUUUAAUUUUGAAGAAAAUGUUAGGAGAGACAGAAGAUAUUGUUAAAAAACUAGACUCUAAACACCCCUUACCCUUCUGGGGAUUGGGGGGGGGUGUGACAAUGGAAGGUCCACAGAAGGUU